AUGGUCGUCUCAAGGUCAAGAAGCCAUCUGAUUACAUACAUCCUGCUGGUUUUGAUCCCUAAUGCAGCUUCAAUUACCUUUAAUUUGCCAAAUAUCCGUCCAGAGAAUCAGAACCUGGACAUAAGAACAGAAGGCGAUGGAGCUUAUAUCUCCGACAGUGGAAUUCAGGUGACCCCAGAUGGAAUUGGUUCUAUUCGCAGUCAGAAAGCAGGCAGGGCUACAUACAUCAAACCAUUUCAUCUUUGGGACAACAGAUCAAAAGAGCUUGCAAGCUUCUCUACCAAUUUCACCUUCCAGAUUGAUUCAUAUGGGGAUUCAAUUUAUGCUGAUGGCCUCACCUUCUUCCUGGCAGAGAAUAAUUCCGUUAUAUGUCGCGGUGGUGCCAUGGGGCUUCCGGUCAACGCAACAACCAUUGUUGCCACAAACCCGUUUGUUGCAGUAGAGUUCGAUACUUAUUUUGAUGAUGGUUGGGACCCAGUAGGUGACCAUGUAGGUAUCAGUAUUAGUUCUCUUACUUCUGUUAGGCAUCAUGAUUGGCGUAGUAAUAUAACUGGUGGGGAGGUGUGUCAAGCUUGGAUAACAUAUGAUUCUGUUUCAAAAAAUCUUAGCGUUUCUUUCACUGGUUUUAAAGAUGAUAAGCCGCUUGUGUACACAGUUGAUCUCAGGAAUGAGUUGCCAGAAUGGGUUAUUUUCGGGUUUUCAGCUGCAACUGGAGAUUUAUUUGAGAAAAAUAACGUAAAAUCUUGGAGUUUCACGAGUUCUGAUUUACAGGUUGAUGAAAACAAGACAAUGUCAACAAACCCACACCCAACAGUGAGCCUGCGCCCCCACCCGAACCCGAACAUGACCUCGAACCCCAGCCAAGAUCCAGUGGAUCACAACAACAGCAUGGUGCGAUUGGUAAUUCCAUUAGUGGUUGCAGUUGCUUUGUUUGCUGUGCUUGCCUUUGUGCUAUGGAGGUGGAAGAAAAAGAAAAGUCUGAAAGAUGAAGAUAAUGAACUCGGAUUUGAUAUUGAUAUGAACUAUGAAUUCGAAAUAGGCACCGGAGCAAAAAGAUUUUCUUACCAAGAAUUAACUCAUUCGACAAGUGAAUUUUCCGAGAAUGAGAAGCUUGGUGAAGGAGGUUUUGGUGGGGUUUACAGAGGUUUCUUGAAAGAUUCCAACACGUAUAUCGCAGUGAAAAGGGUGUCAAAGAGUUCCAAACAGGGGAUCAAGGAGUAUGCAUCGGAAGUAAAGAUCAUAAGCCGAUUGAGGCACAGAAACCUUGUCCAACUCAUAGGUUGGUGCCACGAGAAAGGUGUGCUCCUCCUUGUUUAUGAGUUUAUGGAAAAUGGAAGUUUAGAUUCACAUCUCUUUAAGGCAAAAAGCUUGUUGACAUGGGGGACAAGGUAUAAAAUAGCCCGUGGGCUUGCCGCUGCUUUAAUGUAUCUACAUGAAGAAUGGGAGCAAUGUGUUUUGCAUAGAGAUAUCAAAUCGAGUAAUGUGAUGUUGGACUCAAAUUUCAAUGCUAAGCUUGGCGACUUUGGGUUAGCUAAGUUGGUGGACCACGAGAAAGGCUCACAGACAACAAUGUUGGCUGGAACCUUGGGUUACAUGGCUCCAGAAUGUGUAGUAACUGGGAAAGCAACCAAAGAAUCUGAUGUAUUCAGCUUUGGAGUUGUUGCACUGGAAAUAGCUUGUGGGCGAAAACCCAUUGAGUACUUUGUUCCGGAAAAACAAAUAAGAUUAGUACAAUGGGUUUGGGAGCUCUAUGGGAGCGGGACACUUUUGGAAGCGGUUGAUCCAGGUUUAGGGUUAGAUUUUGAGGAAGAAGAAGUAAAGCGGUUGAUGAUCCUUGGGUUAUGGUGUGUGCACCCUGACUCUGAUUUUCGUCCAUCAAUGAGACAAGCAAUUCAAGUACUAAACUCAGAAGCAUCCCUACCUAUACUCCCCUCAAAGAUGCCAGUGGCCUCUUAUGUGUCUUCGCCCAUUUCUUCUUCAUAUAGCGAUGCAUCCAUCGUCAAAACCCAAUCAUCAUGA
Molecule: messenger RNA, 2019 nt
Organism: Lactuca saligna
Lineage: Eukaryota; Viridiplantae; Streptophyta; Magnoliopsida; Asterales; Asteraceae
Source: the annotation of a GenBank genome assembly